AUGCGCCCAAAUGCCAUUACAGUUUUUCUAGGACUAGCGAUUUUGGAGGUAGCUGGAUGUCAUCCCAUUUUGGUUGGUACUUUUAUUCUCUUCCUUUGUUUAAAUGUGUUACAAACAGAGAAGCGGAACACAAAUGCAAUCCUUAAUGGAGACGGCGCACUUGCGAUUGUAUCUGACGCUUUCAGCGAUAACAUCUUAACUGCGGCUGGUCCGCUUGGUAUAGCUGUGCGUGUUGGUUCAUCUGUCCGUAAGAGAUCCGCGCCACUGCCUGAUGCCAACAAGAGGGGGAGAAAUUUGGAAUAA
Molecule: messenger RNA, 303 nt
Organism: Botrytis sinoallii
Lineage: Eukaryota; Fungi; Ascomycota; Leotiomycetes; Helotiales; Sclerotiniaceae
Exons: 2
Coding region: 1-303 (100 amino acids)
Source: RefSeq, a predicted model, not a curated record